Messenger RNA from Salvia hispanica, 354 nucleotides. NCBI's taxonomy places the organism in Eukaryota, Viridiplantae, Streptophyta, Magnoliopsida, Lamiales, Lamiaceae. The record is from RefSeq and is a predicted model, not a curated record.
UUCUUCUUCCUCCUUCUCACUGCCACAACUAUAUUUACAAUUAUAAAACACUUUUUUCUUAUAUUAAGGAUGUCGGGGAGAAGAGUGAUCACAGAGCAGGAGUUGCGUGCAAUCCUCAACAAUCUGAGGCAAUUCUUGCCUGACGGCAACAGAAUACAGGAUCCAGUUAGGGUCCUUGACGCUACUACCAGUCACAUCACAAAUUUGCGCAGUGAGGUUGGAGAUUUGAGUGUCAGGAUAUCGGAGUUACUGAGGACUGGAGAUUCGAGGGAGAGGCUAUCGGAGUUACUGAGGACGUUGGAUCCAAAUGAUCCUCUAGUACCUGUAAUUAGGGCAUUAUUACGAAGAAAUUAA